CGCAAACGUCUGGUAGAGAGAGUGUACACAAUAGAUUAGAUGUAGUGCGGCGACGCUUUGAUGGUAAUACAAGGGGAAUUUAUCGUAUAAAAAUCCCCACCUAGGAGAUAAAUGGUCAUUGCAGAUAUUGCAUUUAAUGCAGAGGCGCCACCUUACUAUAUGGCUUCAACAAUUUAAAUUUAUGUGUGUGGUGGAUAUUGCUUGUGAAGCUUUCAUCAAGCUGCCAUUACUCUGAAGAAAGGUGGACUGUCAGAAUUUUGACCUUCAUGUCAAUAACAUUCAAUUGGUGCACAUUGGCUCUUGCGCAGUGGAAAAACAAAAGUAGUAUCUGCACAAAAAUAGCAUAUGGAUGCGACAUCCUUUUAAAGCUGGAAGUCGCGGGAAGUACUUUGGGCAGCAGCUUGAUGAUUGGCGCCAGAACAGCGAGCUAUACUCGAAAAAAGCGGACUACGACUACCACCACGCGAUGGCGCAGCACGCGGCCGUGGUGUCGGCCGCGGGCGGCGGCCAGCUGCACCCGGCCAUGGCGCAACUGCCCAUGCUGCCCACCGGUCUCAACUUGUCCAUGGGCUCGGCGGCCAACAUGGCCGCCAACAUGGCUGCUGCCGCCGGCCUCCAGAUGUCGCAGCUGACGGCGAGCGCCAACUCCACCUCGUCGUCCGCGUCAUCGGGGGGCGGUGGCGGCGGCGGUGGAGGUUCGGCGGCCGCGCUCCACCACCACCACCAUCACCACCACCAGCACAUUCAGCACCAGCAUGGGAAUGCUCCGGCGGCGCACCAGCAGGCUGCCGCUGCGCUGCACCACCAGCACCAGCACCACCACCACGUGGGCUACAUGGGUCACAUGGGCGCCGGCGCUGGCGUCGUCGGCCCCGGUGGCAAGCUCAAGCACAAGAAGCCCAAGGUGAACAAGGACGGAGUGCCGGCGCCCAAGCGUGCCACCACGGCCUACAUCACCUUCACGCAGUGGUACCGCGAGGAGAUGAAGAAGUCGGGACGCCAGAUUCCUCGGAUUGGUGAUUUUGGCAAAGAAUGUGCCGGGAAGUGGAACACAAUGUCAGAUGAGGACAAGCAGCCUUUCCUCAGCGCUGCUGCAAGAGACCGUGAACGAUAUAAGCGGGAGAUGGCUGUGUACAAGCCAGCCCGAGAUGUCAACAAGCCUAAGCGCCCUGGCACUGCCUUCAUGCUCUUCAUGGGCGACUUCCGGAAAGAGAUGGCUGGCAAGGAACCAGAGGGUGGUGUGGCCGCACUUGCAAAGUUGGGUGGGGAAAGGUGGCGGGGCAUGUCAGAGGAGGACAAGCGGCCUUAUGUCGAGAGGCAAAACGAGGAGAAGAUCAAGUACGAACAAAACAUGGAGGACUACAGGCGCAAGCAGCAGACAGCCGAGAGCCAAGCAGCCAAGCUGCAGCAACAGCAGCAGCAGGCGGCAGCGGCAGCUGCUGCAGCAGCAGCGCAGGGCGAUGACCAGGGUGGCGGCACCCGUGACCAGCAGCAGCAGCAGCAGCACGACAACGGUGGCGAUUCAGAGUCGGGCGAGGACACUUUCCAUGGCAACCAGAGCCACUCGAACCCACCGUCGGGUGGCUCGACACCCAGUCCCGGUGGCGGUGGUGCCACGACGCACUCCGAGCACACGGACGAGUCGCAGCAGGGCGCCGCACCGCCCACCUCAUCUGCGGGCGGGUCGGCCACUGCCUCAGAGCGCGGUGGCAGCAACGCGGGCGGCUUGCCGUCGCUGGCGUCGCCCCUGUCACUGGCGCACCCACUGGCUUCGCUGGGCUACCAGCACUCUCUGGCCAGCUUUGGCAUCACUUCGGGUGGGUUUGGUGGCUCGGCGCAUGCUGCGCACGUGGCUGCCUCGACUGCCGCUUCGGCCUACCUGCCUGGGAAUGCGGCCACCUACUCGCAGGCCCACCUGCCUGGGCCGUACAGCUGGACCUGAGCACUGGGCUCCCAAGGGGGGAGCGACGGAGCGGGGCGCCUCGUAUGCAACUUGUAGUCUCUUGUCCUCGUCUCUUCUGUCGUCGGCCCACCGCCUCCUCCCCUGUCCCCCCCUUCUCAACUCAAUGGCAAAGAAGGCCCUUCACCUGCGGCGUGAAUCUCGCUCGCAGUGUGCCUCAGCAGCCCUUGUGUGCAAGGUGCCUGUGCAGCGAGCCGUUUUGGAAGCCACAGCCGAAGUGCUUUGCUCGUGUGCCAAGAUCCAACAGCUGGACUGGGAAGACGUCAAACCACGCUAUGGUCCCUGCCCGGGUGUUGUUUGGGAAAACUGCGGGGAAAGCCAUCUCUGCGAGGCCCACUUUGGGGAAGUGCACUUGAUGCGUGGACCAAACAGGAGUGGAGACUUUCGUUUUGUGUUUGCCUUCUAUUUGAGCUCGCUGCUUUCAUUGCCAUCACGUGCUUAGCGGUUUCCUCAUCUACAUUGCGAUCAAUUGAUUGCCAUCUUGGCUGUGUUGUUAGGGGUCUGCCAGCUGCAAAGCUGCUUACCUUUGUGGUGUCAUUAUGGCCUUGUUCUUUUGUCACACACAGAUACUUGUAAAAAAAAUGCUGUCCUUGUGUCUCGACUUGAAUUUGUCGUUAAGAUCAUUUUUCUUAGCUAUUUCCAAGUGAAAAUUGUCUCAUCAUUCUUGCAACCUAAUUUAUUGCUUACAAUUCGUGAAGAGUUGCCGGUGCACUGUAGCAUUAUUUUAAAUGCAAAAGAAUAUAUUGGCAAUGCAUUGAACUGCAUGAGGAGAGCUGCAUUUGCCAUCUUGCUCUUUUGUUUCGUGAGAUGUCUGGGGCCAUUUGCAUAGCCACGAUGGUUUUAUUCUUGUUUCUUAUCGAGGCUGUCAGUGAACUGCAGUGCCAUUCCUCAUAAAUGGCUGCCUCUUUUAUGUGCCUAGCUUUUUUCUGAAUUGCUGGGGCCACCCCGCCAGAGCAGGGCCACACACUUGCCUUGCCACGCAGUUAUGUAAGAGCUCAGCUAAUUGUGUCUAAUAAUAUUCUGCUCGUGCAAAUCGCUUUAAAACACGGGGCAAGUUACUUAACACGCUUUUUAUUCCCCCAUAUUUUAUUCCGGUAUCGCACUCUGCUGUUCUAAGCCAAAUGAGCACAACUCUUUCUCGGCAAGAACAUUUUGUUGUAAAAGGCAUUGUGGAAAACAAUUACACGCAGGUGCACAUAUUUAUGCUUCCAGUAGUUUUCCAAGACCAGCUUGUGUGCGUGUUGUGGGUGCGCCUCUCUUGGAGGAGAUUUGGGGGGGUGAAUAUAAUUGAUGGGGGCUGCACACAAAUGCUCUGAGAGCUUUUAACAAUGAGAGAUUAAUCAGCUGGCAGAACUGUUGGCAACCUUGUCUUGCCGCUGCGGCACAGCCUUAAUCUUCGGCAGAGAGAGUGCGUGAAUGUGUGGAGCAGAACUUGUUUGCAAAGUGCCGAGAAUGGUGCGUGAAGGUUGCCAGCUUUGUGAGAAGAAACUAAGCAACCUUUGUGAACAAGGCUCGGUGAUCUGCCACCCCCAGCUUCAAUUCAAGGCGUGUCUUCGAGAGAAGGCACAUAGUUGAGUUCCCUCCUCUUGAGGUGAAAUGGCAGCAGUGUACGUUCGGUGUGUGAACUGAUAAGUAUAAAAAAAAUACUCAGACAUUUUUACAGCGCUUGCAUAUUGAUCUGCCACAAAAAUCGUAGAUUGAAAUGCAAGGGGACACUUUUAUUGGGACAUGUUCAUACGCACAUUGUUGUCAGUAUUUUUUCUUUUGUUUUGGUUUUCUGUUGACUGCAUUUUUUUUUUUUGGUACAUGUUAGAAGUGUGGUGUAUUUUUUUCUUUAUAACGUUUUGUAUAGUUGCUUGUUUCGCUAAGUGGGAUGCGUAAUGAACAGCCAUAGUUGAGAUUUUCUUUUAGGAGAUAAACAGAUAGACAAAAACUGCAUAGAAAGGAUCACAGUAAAUGUUGUCAUAUGGCUCUUUUUUAUUUUGUCUCGCAUUGGAUGCAUGUUGCUUUUUGCCAUAGACAUUGCAUGUCUCAAAAGUAAUGUGGAAAAAGCGUUUUUUAAAAAGCUUGCUCGGUUGGAUCUGUGUAGUGUGUAGGUUAUGCAGGGGCUUUGUGAGCUUUCCACAAUAUCCUGUCAAGUAUAGACCUACACCAUGUUCGUAAACAGCAGUAGGCACCGUCGAUACAUUUUGGGCCCUAUAGCGACGUCGCGUAGGCUCCACCCAUGUUCGCCGCCACCGCUUGCGGAUGGCGCACUUUUUUUCUUUUUUUGAAUGAGGUUGGGUUGGAGGGAGCUAAAACCACGCUUUCAUUAUGAAGCACACAGUAGUGGGGGCGCCGGAUUAAGUUUGACUACGUGAGGUUCUUUAAUGUGCACUCAGUGCGUGUUCUUGCAUUUCGCCCCCAUCGGGAUACGGCCGAACGAGACGCUAGGCCUAGCUCACUGAUCGCUGCAGUGACGGCCGACAGCGCUUGUGACCUGGCCUGCUGCUCAUCAUAGUGCACUUAUUUUUGACUACACGAUUAAUGUGGGCUUAAAUGAAUUGGUUAUGUAGGUGUCGUUGGUGCGAAUAGCAAACGAAACGUAGUCCCUGAAAGCCAGCCGAAAUGCCGUCGUAUCGUUGCUCCCGAUCGCGCCAGUAGUUUAGUGCUAGGCACUGUUUCAUGUUAACAAUAAGCUGUAGCCGAUUUCUACGUCACCGUGAGCGGUGAUAGAAGCGAUCGCCUCGGUGAUGGGACUGGCGAGGUACCGGCCCUACGGCGCCUGUGUAGGCCAGCGUAAUAUGAGCUAGCUGUUGUACGUGGCCGUCCGAUCGCUCCAACUGUAUAUUUUAUUUCGCGCUCGAAAUCUAAUUGACACGUUUAGUCACGUUUAUGACAUCCACACUGCAAUAAAUGCAGCUGUGACUGUGCUGCCAGUGGACGUGUGAUAGGAUAUCUAUACGGCUGGUGGCUCAAUUCUUUUAGAUGAAAACGAAUUCGAAUGUGAUGUGCUUUGUAGGGCAUCUGCUCGCUCGAUCUACAUUCAAGGCUAAUGCUAAUCUAGCUUUCCCACAGUGCGCCAAGAAAUUGUAAUGACAUGCUAAUAACGAUCCUAAGAUCGUAUAUAUAGGUUGGCUAAUGCACGCCAAUCAAAAUAAAAGAGAAGAUUAACAGUUACGAAAUGUUUUGCGCAUAAUGGAUGAUCGGGCAUCGGAAUCCAACUUUCGCUUUUUACCGCGGCGGCCCAUUGCUUGCGACGGUUUUCAUCAACAGGAAACCUAUGAAAACUUUAGCCUCGUGCAUAUUUCGACGCAGCUCAGCUCGUCCACAUACUGCAUUUCUUUCAUUGUAAAAUCAUAGAAUAAAGACCUCACAGAUGGAACCGCACAACCACCCGCGAAACCCAGCGGCUGCUGUGGUAGGCGCGACACGGGCGGCGGCUCGGCGGCGGAGUGCCUACCAAGCGAAACUAAAUUCCGACGACAGUGCCACCGCAUUUUCGUGACGUAGCACUGUGGUGUAGGUCUAUACGUUUGAAUCCGCGGCCAUUAUUAUUUGUUUUUGCACAUUGAGAGCUCUUCUUGGGGAGAGCUGUGGUGCUUUUGCAGGCUUGGGUUGCCUUCUUAAUGGUGCAGUUUCACUGAACGGCUGCAUUGAGUUAGCAAGCGUGCAUUGACUAAAAGUACAUCUGUGCCACUAACUCUUUCCUUACCGUGCCAUAUGGAAUUGUGACAGCUUGAUGCAUGAUCUUUUAACAUGCUGUCUAACAUUGACUUGGGCAUCUUUCAGUGCGCGGCUCCAGGCACUGCACGGGUUCAAUUAAUAUCUAGGUCUGGCGUCAUAUUCAUCAAUCUCUGGCGCAUGGGAGAGUUCAAACUGUCUGAUACACCUUAAGUAUGCCAGCAGCUCGGCAUGUAGCCGCUACACAUGUGAGCACUGUUGCAGUGCAUACAUUGUGUUUCCAUUGGCCCAAUUUUCAGGAAUGACUACCUGUGCAUCUUGUUUCGGGGUGGUUUGGGUUUGAUAUGGAUGCCCUUUUUGUUCCUUGACAAUCUGUUUUCUUAUUGGUGUAUGCAAAAAUGUGCCAAAGCGCACUAGCUUAUGAAAUUUGACCCUCCCUUGGUUCUCCCUUGGUUGGGUACCUUUUGCUUAGCCUAUUUCAUCCACGAGACAUUUUCUGCUGCUGCAAAAAAGAAAACAAAUGCAGGACAGUGUUGGGCUCAUUGUUUGUCCCCUUUUUAAACAGCUACUUCACUGCAGAGCUGUGGCCAACCUCAGUGUCCAGUAGACAUCACGAAACGUUUUUAGUUAAAAAAAGUUGAGACCAUGGUGCAGUACAUAUUUUUCUACAUUUCAGACUUUUUUUGUGUGUUGUGCUUUUCAACUGCACCGUGCACAAUUUUUUAAAAUUAUUAUUAUUUGUUCAAUUUUUACUCUUACAUAUAAUGGAUUUGUACUAGACACUUUUUUUUACUGCUAACAUAUGUCAGAUCCAUUCAAUAUGCCAGCAGCUCGGCUACAGUAUUAUAUCUGCAUAUAUUUGGUGGCUAGUCUUGAAAGGAAAUUUUGAAAAUUGGUGUGGAAUGGAAAGAACACAUUGCAACAGUGAUUAGAUCGUUACUUGAAAGCCCUUUUGGGCAUGCUCUCCGGAGGCAAGGUUGUGCUUAUGUGUUUGUCGUCAGCCAGCACAGUGCAGGUUAGCCCAAGAAAUCGUAGCCAUGCACAGUCUGCAAAAGGCGCAGGGCAUUGUGUACGAUAGACGCAGCCAACUGAUAUGUGAAUUUUUUUUUGACAUUUUUAUUUCCAUCACUGUAUAAAGCGCGCAGAGCAAGCAUUUCUCGCCUCUCUUAGUCCUUGAAUGAGUGAAGUGACCUCUGAAAUAAAAACUGUUUGAGGUCAACUUCUAAAGUGUCUUGAGUACGUGUCAAUGCUUUGUUGUUGUACAUAGUGUGUGUUUUUGGAUCAUCCCACUACGUUUGGAGCACCUCGAGUGAUUUUAUCUCUUCCUUCUUGUUUUAAAAAAAAAAACUUUUUAUCGGCAUGUGCGAUUGUUCAUUUAUUGCGCAUGUGGUUUCGCAUUUGUGGAGCUCGUCCCGCCUCACCUGUUGACAAAAACAUUUGCAACAUUGCUUCCCUUAAACAUAUUUUUCUUCUCUGGGAAGAAAUGGUAUUCUGUGAGUAGGCAUGUAUGCAUCUGUGUGAAGCAAUUUCGAAAUUCACAAGGAACGUAGUGCUAAUAAAACAUCUUUUUUGGUUAAAACAU
This is a messenger RNA of Dermacentor silvarum, 7205 nucleotides long. RefSeq names its product high mobility group protein DSP1. The coding region runs from base 350 to 1942 and encodes 530 amino acids. Gene Ontology annotation, biological process: regulation of transcription by RNA polymerase II. The transcript is spliced from 9 exons. Gene Ontology annotation, molecular function: DNA binding, bending. The record is from RefSeq and is a predicted model, not a curated record. Lineage: Eukaryota; Metazoa; Arthropoda; Arachnida; Ixodida; Ixodidae.